AUGGCUUGGGGUUAUUGGAGUGCCACAACAGUGGAUCGUGGCCGUUCACCGCGCCGCAAUACACAAUGUACACCACUACCGGUGAAUUUGAUGCAACAAGAGGAGGACAACGGCUGUAACAAUGCACAAAAUACUGCAGUUGCGGCAGCGGCUUCUGCUGCAGCAUCAGCAAAUAAUUCCAAUACUGGCAAUGGUACCGGUCCCAGUGGCAAUUCGAAUACUUGCCCGAAUACACCAUCCGGCACGCAAGCAAAUCUCUGCUACAGUCCAACAUGUCGCAGUCGCUGCAGUAGCCCCUGUCCGGGUAGUCCAUGCCCGGGCAGUCCAUGCGGUUCGAUAACACCACCGCCGCCGCCUCAACUCACAUCAUCGCAACAGCAUUUGCAUCAGCAUUCGAAUAAGAAUUGUCCAGCCGCACAGCAGAUACUCAAUUUGGAUGAUUAUCCGUCGCGCCGACAAUCGUUGGACCGACUCGAUAGUCCACAGUCGAAAUAUUUCGGUCUACAGGCUAAUCAGCUGUCGGAUAUUUUGUGUCGCGGAGCUGUCGUGUCAUCGAUACAAUCGGCAAAUAAUACGCUGACGCGUGGCGUAUCGCUGCACAGCCGAAGCGGUAGCGCUCAUGGUAGCAUUCAUGGUGGUAGCCAUCACAGCAGCUAUGGUGGUGGCGGAACGGGUAGUGCGCACGGCUCAAUGGGUUGUCUGCAAGGCAGUAUGGGACAUUUGAUGGGCGCUGGUGGUAUCGGCGGCGGCGGCGGUGGAGGCGGUGGCACGAGCACUAGCGGCAGUGUCGGCAUGUUGUCGGGCGCAAUCGACACGGGCGACUAUGAUGUACCACAUCCGCAUCCAUAUACGCAUCAUUAUAUGCAGACAUCUACAUCGAUUACGCCGCCCCAUUCGACAAUGAGUUUGAUCGGUUCACGACCCGGUUCGGCUGGCGCUUGCCCGGGUCAUGAUUCGGGCUCAGACUCAAGUCAAGGCUGCGUCUCCACAAUGGGUGCCGGUGGCGGCAUGGGCGUUAGCGGUGGUAUCGUCGGUGGAGGUAUGAGCGCUGGCAGCACCCAUGGUAGCCACAUGUCGACGCAUAUGAUCGGUGGUGGUGGUGGUGUUGGUGGCGUUGGCGUUAACGUUGCCAUGGGCAUGGGCAUGAUUGGUCAUCAUAGCGGUGGCAGCGGUUCAUUGGGACGUUGUUCCAGUCGUUGCCAUAGUACAAUGAAUGCAACAACUACCACCACCACUGAUGAUUCGGGCGGUGGCAGCGGCGGUAGUGGUGGCAGUGUUUUCGUCGGCAGCUGUCGCAUGGGCCCAUCCAGUGGCGGUGGUAUGGGCGGCAUGGGUGGGGCUGGUGUUGGCAUUAACGUUGGCAUGGGCAUGAUUGGCGGCAUGGUGGAGGCUACACAUCGCGGCAGUCUGCAUGGCAGCGAAGGCAGUGGCUUGAAUGUUUGCGGUAUGGGCGGCAGCGGUGGUAGUGGUGGUAGUGGUGGCGGACGCAGUAGUACACUCGGCACCAUACACAAUGGGCAUCAUCAUCAUCAGUAUCACCAUGAAUGCAUACACUAUGAGCGUCUACCUAUACCUGUUCCUAUACCGACUGUGCCAACACAACAACAACAGCAGCAACACUUGCAUUCGGAGGAGGAAAUCGAACCGGCCUAUGCAACAGUAUUUCCAAAUGUACCUUCUGCACCUGGCAUGUCCUGUGAUGGAGAAGAUCGCAGCAUCUACAGACGUGGCGCACGCAGAUGGCGCAAACUAUAUCGCGUUAAUGGACACAUUUUCCAAGCCAAACGCUUCAACCGGCGCGCCUUCUGCGCCUAUUGUCAGGAUCGCAUCUGGGGCUUGGGACGGCAAGGUUUCAAGUGCAUUCAAUGCAAAUUGUUGGUGCACAAAAAAUGCCAUAAACUCGUACAGAAGCACUGCACCAACGAACAUGUGGAACCGUUAGUUCGAGAACGUGAUGAUGCUUUCGCCGAACAGUUGCCGGAAGUGUUGCCACCAUUGCCCGAUUAUGCGUCACAAGCGAGUGGCAGCGGUCAUGGCAUGGUGGAUCCAUGUGAUCCUCUAGCUGCGUUAGAAAUACAACCGCACGAUGGGCAACUACAGCAACAGCAACAACAUCAGAAUAUCGAAGAGCAAUUGGAGCCGGGCACACAACGGCAAUAUUCAAUUAACGAUUUCGAAUUGAUACGCGUGAUUGGACGCGGCAGCUACGCCAAGGUGUUGAUGGUCGAGCUAAAGAACACCGGCCGUAUUUAUGCGAUGAAAGUGAUUAAGAAAGCGCUCGUAACCGACGACGAAGAUAUCGAUUGGGUGCAAACGGAGAAGCAUGUCUUCGAGACAGCCUCCAAUCAUCCGUUCUUGGUGGGCUUGCAUUCGUGCUUCCAGACACCGGCGCGUCUCUUUUUCGUUAUUGAAUUCGUACGUGGUGGCGAUCUUAUGUUCCACAUGCAACGACAACGUCGUCUGCCCGAAGAGCAUGCACGCUUCUAUGCGGCGGAAAUUAGUCUGGCACUGAACUUUUUGCAUGAGAAAGGUAUUAUAUAUCGCGAUUUGAAGUUGGACAAUGUGCUGUUGGAUCAUGAGGGUCACAUUAAGUUGACCGAUUAUGGCAUGUGCAAGGAGGGUAUACGUCCCGGCGACACGACCUCCACAUUCUGUGGCACACCCAAUUAUAUUGCGCCAGAGAUAUUGCGCGGCGAAGACUAUGGUUUCUCAGUGGAUUGGUGGGCGUUGGGCGUGUUACUGUACGAGAUGUUGGCCGGUCGCAGUCCAUUCGAUAUUGCGGGCGCAUCGGAGAAUCCCGAUCAAAACACUGAAGAUUAUCUAUUCCAAGUGAUUUUGGAAAAGACCAUACGUAUACCGCGUUCGUUGAGCGUCAAGGCAGCGUCUGUAUUGAAAGGUUUCCUUAACAAAAAUCCAGCUGAUCGUUUGGGUUGUCAUCGCGAGUCCGCUUUCAUGGACAUCGUGAAUCAUCCGUUCUUCAAGAGCAUCGACUGGGAAAUGCUCGAACGCAAACAAGUUUCGCCACCAUUCAAGCCGCGCUUAGACUCUGAUAGAGAUCUAGCCAAUUUCCCACCCGAAUUCACAGAGGAAGCUGUACAGCUGACGCCCGACGACGAUCGUGUCAUUGACAAGAUAGAUCAAUCGGAAUUCGAAGGAUUCGAAUAUGUGAAUCCGCUGCUGAUGUCGCUGGAGGACUGCGUCUGACACCACGAGUCAUGUGAUUUGCAUCCCUAUAAUAUGCGUUUGUAUGGCGAGGACUCCAGUGAUUAUGACUCUGUAGCUGAUGAUUUAAGUAUUUUACAAUUGCACGCACCGCCUCCAACAACCGCUAAUAAUAAUAUAACGAAUCUUCGUAU
Anastrepha obliqua is the source of this 3356-nucleotide messenger RNA. RefSeq lists its product as uncharacterized. The transcript is spliced from 9 exons. Bases 1 to 3204 code for a protein of 1067 amino acids. NCBI's taxonomy places the organism in Eukaryota, Metazoa, Arthropoda, Insecta, Diptera, Tephritidae. Gene Ontology annotation, molecular function: ATP binding; protein serine/threonine kinase activity. Gene Ontology annotation, biological process: protein phosphorylation; establishment or maintenance of cell polarity. The record is from RefSeq and is a predicted model, not a curated record.